Molecule: messenger RNA, 2491 nt
Organism: Plasmodium vivax (malaria parasite P. vivax)
Lineage: Eukaryota; Apicomplexa; Aconoidasida; Haemosporida; Plasmodiidae
Exons: 6
Coding region: 257-2290 (677 amino acids)
Source: RefSeq, a predicted model, not a curated record
GAAGAAGCCAAAAAACGUAGGGAACGUACGAACAAAGGGACGACACAGCAGGGUCUUCCACACGCGGAUGUGCACGUCGCGCGCAUCGGGGACUUCCUCUCAUGGAGACCUCCCGCACGGACGCGUCUACAUCUGCCAUGUGCAUGCCAACCGCUUCGCCAGUUGCGCAGAUGCUCCUACCAGGCAGUGAGUGAGCAGCUGGGGGGAAGAGAGAGACGCCGGGGGGAGAAAUUGACUCCCUCACAAAUGUAGGCAUAUGCACAUACGCGCAUACGCACGUACACAUCACUGCUGCGCCGCUUCCAGUGAGAGUCUCCCCCUUCGGCACUCCCGAACAGACGCAGAGAAAAGGGGCGGGAAAGCCAAAAUGGGUCUGCACAGUGCAGCGGAGGAAUCGAGCGGCCUCACCACUGGGAAGGACGACGAAAGGGGGAAAGAUGGCCACCAAGAAGGCGCUAAAAAAGGCGCUAAAAAAGGCGCUAAAAAAGGUGGUGAAAAAGGCGGUCAAAAAGGAGGUCAAAAGGGCGGUCAAACGGGCGCUCAAAAAGGUGGCCAAAAAGGUGAUCCAGAAGGCCAUCAAAAAGGCGGUCAAAAAAGCGGUCAAAAAAGCGGUCAAAAAGGCGGUCAAAAAGGCGGUAAAAAAGACGGUAAAAAAGACCAUCAACAAAAUGACCGCCAAGCUGACCGCCAGAACGAAGCGGCGGGAUCGCUAGGGGUGAGGGCCAACUCGAGACAACGCCGCAAUGUGAAGCCACCCGGAGGAACCACCGCCAACAUGCCAAACGAAACCCACGAUAGAGGAAAAACAAAAAAACACCACCUAGAUAAUGUAGAAAAGACACUACAGAAGAGCAACGUCGACUGCGUAAGUUACGUAUACAAAAAUAUGAACGACCAGACGACUUCAAAAAAUGUGGCAAGUAGCAUCAAACUCGGUGGGGGAGAAGGUCGAGUGGAUGCCGUUCGAAAGAUGCUGCUCUUCGAAAAAAGGGCAAAAAAAAAUGUGACAAUUGGGGCCAGCCGCACAAGUGCAGCCACUGGGGGAGAUGGCCCAUGUGCGAAGGACGACGAGACGGUUCACUCGCUUAUCCUUUCCACCUUCAUCAAUACGAAGCUCAGGCAAACUCACAACCACGCUGGUGAAGCGGUGAAUAGGCCGAAGAAGGUCAAGCUAGCUAAGCAGCCACCAGGGGGGAACAACAAAAAGGGAGAGUAUGCUAAGAGAGGGGAAAGAUUACAUGCUAUACGAAGCGAAGUCACCCCCGCUAGCACACACCAGACAGCAGAUGCGUAUAGGCAAAACCUAACCGCAGAAGUGACGAAAGUAAUAUGCACACAUAAGGACGUCCAAAUAACAGAAACCGAUGAAGAGCUAAAAAAUCUCAAAAAUGAUGGCACCUUUUUGUAUGAACAAGUCAUAUCAGAAAGAGAGAAAAAAAAAAAAGUGAAUUCUACUCAAACGAGUCCCCUCUACCAGGAGGACGAAAUAAAAUGCUUUGCAAAAUAUAUGGCCAAGCAGAUUGUUAACGAAGCUACCAUUCAGCUUACGUAUGAGGAAAAUGUGAAGGCGAUGGAGGAUAAGAAGAAGGCCGUGCAGUUAAACCAUCGGCGGAACCUGCAGACCUAUUCGCACCUCACUGAUUUUCAGCGGGACAACUUGGGGGUCCUGGCCGACGGCGCCGAGCUCUCCAGGUGCCUCCACAUCCUCGGCAAAAUAAACACCUUCGGCCUGUCCGGGAGCCUCAUAAAAUCCCUUGUGCGGAAAAAUGUAGAAGCGGCGAAGGAGCAGAACAAACGAGAUCAAAUCGAGUGGAAUAACGACGUCAUAAAAAAUCUGCUCAAAAAUACCAUCGCCUUUGUGGCCACGGAAAAGAUCGUCUCCUUUAUCGCUGAAGAACUCAUCGAAGAUUGCGUCUUAAAUUUCUGCCGCCUCGACAAAAGGGACGUGGACAUUCUGCGUGCCAACUUGGAGGAGAACAAAAUCUCUCUCUACGAGCGGAGGCGAAUGGAGGGCGGGCAUUUCAAUUUCGUCCUUUCGAAUGGCAACCUACACGUGAACAUCCCCCUACGCGUGGGGAAGCACACGAGCCUGGAGGACCUCCUACGGAGGAUCAAAAAUCACAUCAAAAAGGAAAUGAACUUUCUGCGCAAGGAAUACAAGCUGGACUGCCUCUGCAUCCGGGACGGAACUCGCAGCAUCGCGAGCAUCCACGAGCUGCUCUCCUCCGAGUCCUGCCACUUCACCAUCUGCUUAAACAGAAAGGAAGGAGAGGUGCUGCCAACUCGCUAGCACAGCAGCUGCGCUGAAGGGAAAAACCUACACCCUUCUUGGAGAAAGCAAAAAAAAAAUGAGUUUGUCCUCUUGUGGGGAGACGUACCAAGGGGUUCCAGGGCGAUGUGCCUCUACGCACGAGGUGGUAGGUCUCCCUCUUCCCCCCACCUGAAGGUUAUCUCUUCUCCCCCCUUCCGUUGUGCUCCUCCGUUCCCUCGG